UAUACGUGUCCCCUGGAGCCGGUGAUCGAUCCUCCUUUUCCAAGAUGUCGGUGUACGGGCCAGUGGUGAAAAUUCACCCCGUCGUUGUCGCUUCUAUCUGCGACUCUUACGAGCGGAGAAAUGAAGGAGCGAGCCGUGUGAUUGGAACCCUGUUGGGUACCAUUGACAAGCACUCUAUUGAGGUGACCAACUGCUUCUCUGUCCCUCACAAUGAGUCUGAAGACGAGGUGGCUGUGGACAUGGAGUUCGCCAAGAACAUGUACGAGCUCCACAAGAGGGUUUCCCCCACUGAGGUCAUCAUCGGCUGGUAUGCCACAGGUUUUGACAUCACAGAACACUCGGUGCUCAUUCAUGAGUACUACAGCCGUGAGGCCUCCAACCCCAUUCACCUGACUGUGGACUCAGCACUGCAGAGUGGCAAGAUGAACAUCCGCGCUUACGUCAGUGCACAGAUGGGCGUGCCAGGAAAGACAGUUGGUGUGAUGUUCACUCCACUGAGUGUCAAGUAUAUCUACUAUGACACUGAGAGGAUAGGCGUGGACCUUCUGCAGAGGACACGUGUAACUCCCAAUCGCACCAAGGGGCUGACCUCUGAUCUGUCCCAGGUGGCUGGAUCUGCAGCCAGGAUACAGGACAUGCUAACCACCAUGCUUGCAUACAUUGAAGAUGUGCUGUCUGGCAAAGUGACAGCAGAUAACAGCGUGGGCCGUUUCCUGAUGGACUUGGUCAACAAGGUGCCGACCAUCUCAGCUGAGGACUUUGAGAACAUGCUCAAUUCCAACAUCAACGACCUGUUGAUGGUGACCUACCUAUCCAACCUGACCCAAGCACAGAUUGCUCUAAAUGAGAAGUUGGUGCUGCUCUGAGGGGAGUUCUUUAAAGUGAUUCAUAUUUAAUUUUUGUACACUUUUUUUUUUUUUUUGGCUGAGAUGAAUAAAGAUGUUUAACAGUCA
Messenger RNA from Seriola aureovittata, 953 nucleotides. It is a transcript of the gene eif3f, whose product is annotated as eukaryotic translation initiation factor 3, subunit F. Gene Ontology annotation, cellular component: eukaryotic translation initiation factor 3 complex, eIF3m. Lineage: Eukaryota; Metazoa; Chordata; Actinopteri; Carangiformes; Carangidae. The transcript has 8 exons. Gene Ontology annotation, molecular function: metallopeptidase activity; translation initiation factor binding; translation initiation factor activity. The coding region runs from base 45 to 866 and encodes 273 amino acids. Gene Ontology annotation, biological process: translational initiation. The record is from RefSeq and is a predicted model, not a curated record.